Messenger RNA from Tyto alba (common barn owl), 933 nucleotides. RefSeq lists its product as uncharacterized. Lineage: Eukaryota; Metazoa; Chordata; Aves; Strigiformes; Tytonidae. The transcript is spliced from 2 exons. The annotation marks the transcript as partial. The record is from RefSeq and is a predicted model, not a curated record.
UCCUCGUCCUCCUCCUCGUCCUCUUUGUCCUCGUCUUCCUCCUCAUCCUCAUCCUCGUCCUCCACUUCCUCCUCAUCCUCCUCGUCCUCCUCGUCCGCGUCCCCCUCCUCCUCCUCCUCUUCCUCAUCAUCCGCCUCCUCCUCGUCCUCCUCAUCAUCCUCCUCCUCGUUGUCCUCCUCCUCCUCGUCAUCCUCCUCCUCCUUGUCAUCCUCCUCCUCCUCCUCGUCCUCCUCCUCGUACUCCUCCUCUUCUUCCUCCUCGUCCUCAUCCUCAUCCUCCUCUUCAUAUUUCUCGUCCUCGUCCUCCUCCUCCUCUUCCUCGUCAUCCUCAUCCUCCUCCUGCUCGUCCUCCUCAUCCUCCCCGUUAUCCUCCUCCUCCUCCUUGUCGUACUCCUCGUCUUCCUCCUCGUCCUCCUUUUCCUCCUCCUCCUCCUCCUCCUCAUCCUCGUCCUCCUCCUCAUCCUCCUCGUCCUCCUCCUCCUUAUCAUCCUCUUCGUCCUCCUCCUCGUCCUCCUCCUUGUCCUACUUGUCCUCGCCCACCUCCUCAUACUCAGCCUCGCCCUCCUCCUCCUCAUCAUGCUCCUCAUCAUCAUCCUCCUCCUCGUUGUCCUCCUCCUCCUCGUCGUCCUCCUCCUCCUCGUCGUCCUCCUCCUCUUUGUCGUCCUCCUCCUCCUCCUCCUCGUUCUACACAUCCUCGUGCUUGUCCUCCUCAUCCUCCUCAUCCUCCACCUCAUCCUCCCCAUCCUUGUCGUCCUCCUCAUCCUCAUCCUCGUCCUCCUCCUCAUCCUCACCCUCAUCCUCGUCGUCCUCCUCCUCCUCAUCCUCCUCGUCAUCGUCCUCCUCGUCCUCCUUAUCCUCGUCCUCCUCCUCGUCCUCCUUGUCCUCGUCGUCCUACUCAUCCUCGUGCUCGUCCUCCUCUGACGUGCGGAAAUAG